AUUCUUAACACUUGCACUGAGUUUACCAAAGCUCCCCGUGCCCGUCCAUGGUUCUCCUCAACUCCCUUGAAUAUGAGUACCUAGCGCUCACGCUACUGUCUGCGCUCUUCAUCCCUUGUGUCCUCUACAAGAUUUGCGAGUUGUCCCCUUGGUCCCAUUCACGAUCCCGCUCAAGGCGUCCGACCCGAGUGACCAGAAGCACGUGCGAUGCGCUCGCGAUAUCCAAAUCCAUAUGCACCGUUGUCUUCGCGACUGCUUGCGCAGCAUCGUUGACCGUCCUGUGCAGGACCGGGUACUAUGGAGAUCCUACAGAAAGGCACGCGCUGGCGAGACCCGCGUAUGUUCUCCAGCUGUUUUCCUCGCUCACGCUGGUGCCCGCGAUGUAUCUCCAGCAUACGCAUGGAAUUGCACCGAGCACGCUCCUGACAUUAUUCUUCCUGGGUGGCAUCGUCUUCGACAGCCUUCAUCUAAGAACGCUUGUAUUGAGCUCAUCAAAGGUCGUUGCCAGCUACGCAGUAGCUGCGAGUAGUCGUUUCGUACUCCUCAUACUCGAGCUCGUCGAAAAGCGGAGGCUGCUUCAAGCCAAGCAUCGGCCACGUGCCCGCGAAACGACCUCUUCUCUGCUCUCGCGCCUGACUUUCGUCUGGCUGAUACCAUUGCUUGCAUCCGGCCGCAGGCGGUCUCUAACUGUCGACGACCUACUGGAUUACGGAGUACCAGAUGCGUAUACGGGGAAAGACGCUGGCGAUGAACUACUCGCUGCUCUGCAAACAGAGCAUGGGCAUGGCAAUCCGGGAAGCGAGAACAAGCUAUUGAAAGCUACCAUUAUGGCGUUUUCUCACCACUUCUUUGCUCCCGUCCUACCGCAGCUGCUCUUGAUAGUGGCUACGUUCGCCCAAACAUAUCUCGUACAGGGCAUGCUUAGCUUCGUCUCGUCGUACCGGAUCGAUGGUGUCAAACCAGAAAAUGCGUCACGGGGUUGGGCCCUCGUUGGAGGAUACGUGCUCGUAUAUCUCGCCAUCGCUGCUAGCACUUCGCUCUAUUGGGACAAGGUCUAUGCGUUCACCGUGUAUUACCGGGGUGCCUUAAUAUCAGUCAUCUUUGAGAAGACACUGAAACUAUCCUCCGUGGCUGCUCGCUCACAAGGAGCUGGUUCAGCUAUCAGUUACAUGACGGUCGACGUCGAGCGCAUCAUAGACAGUAUCGCUUUCUUCCACCAAGCGUGGUCAGCCAUUGUGUCCAUUGCCGUCGCCGCCGUAAUCCUGUGGUAUCAGGCCAGUUAUGCUAUGUUUGCUCCGCUUGGCGUGAUUCUCUUUUUCAUAGCAUUCACAACAUUGCUGGGAAAGACAGUCGAUAAAGCGCAGAUGGAAUGGAUGGCCGCCACAGAGAAGAGGAUGAAGCUCUUGACAUCCGUGGUCUCGCAUGUGCUGCCGAUCAAACUCUCGGCCCUCGAAUCUGUGAUGGUGGAUCGUAUUUCGCGGUUGCGAGGGCGGGAAGUCAGAUUGCUUCGCGCAUUCUAUCGUCGCAUUAUCACGGUGGGAGCUCUUUCCACGGCUACUGUGAAUUUCGCGGGGCUAGCCGCACUCGGCACAUACAUCGCCAUCACCUCCCAGUCGCUGGAGCCAUCAAAGUUGUUCACGAUACUCACUGUCGUGAACCUCGUCAUCCUUCCCAUCAGCACGAUUGGUCACGUCUUUCCUCUACUGAUAGCAGGCUACGCUAGCCUACGACGCGUUUCGACGUUUCUUUCGCUCGAAGAGAAACAGCGCUACCAAGCCCAGACUCCAACGAGCCGCAACUCGAAUGACUCUCUCACGAGCCAUCGUACUUUAGCAAACAAAGAUGACUUGGACAGCAUACCGAUGGAUGCUAGAUCCUACGGACAGAUCAUACUGCGCAACGCAUCGUUCUCGCCAUCUUGCCUCCGGAAACCUAUUCUUCAUGACCUCUCCAUCACGUUCAAGUCGGGGGCGUUGACGAUGAUCAUCGGCCCAGUCGGCUGUGGCAAAUCGUUCCUACUUCUAUCCCUUCUACGGGAGACAUGCCCGGCAGCUGGUCACGCAACGCAACUGAUGGGACGGGUGGCGUAUGCCAGCCAAGACCCUUUCCUCCUGCCGACGACCGUCCGCGCAAACAUCGUGCUGGACAAGGCGUUCGAUCCAGUAUGGUAUACGACGGUCGUCAAAGCCUGCUGCCUUGUUCCCGAUCUCGCGAGGAUGGACAAGGGCGACAUGACAGUCAUCUCCGAUAGUAAUGGGCUGAGCGGCGGUCAAAAGCAUCGAGUGGCGUUAGCCCGUGCGCUGUACGCGAAAAGUGACGUGAUACUUCUUGACGACAGUUUCUCCGCGCUGGAUGCUCGAACGUCUUCGUCUGUUUUCAGCAAUCUAUUUGGAUCGGAGGGCCUGUUGCGAACGCACACGACCAUUCUGGUUACCCACAACGACCAUCACCUCCGAUUCGCUCACGACAUCGUAAUCCUCGACGAGGGCAGAGUGGUUGCACAAGGAGAUCUCGAGUCUUUGUUGGAGAGCGCCGUGGACGUAUCGUCCUACAUCACGUCCGACACUCAACAUAGUGCCGGGAUCGAAAUGCGCCCAAGGUGCAACCUCGAAAAGCAGGAGAGGGAACCGGCUCUGGAGGACGUGCCCCAGGCCGUUCCACCGCAGACGCUCUCCGACGUCUCUGGGCAGGUGAACGUUGAAGGUCCCGACGAAAAGACCGGCGUGGCAUCAGCGGAGCCCGCGAAGAAGGAUGCCUCCUCUCCGUCCGGCUGGGCUCAGUUCCAUUUUUUCUUCUCUGCCUGCCGAUGGCCCCGGUUGGCCGUGGCUCUGGCGUCGAUAUUGGGCUAUUCGGUCACGGAGGUGGGCCUACAGAUCUUCCUUAAAAGCUGGUCGGAAAGCGAUGCGAUAGACCAGAGACCGUGGCUAUGGGCUUACGCCGUAUUCGCGGUUGCCUGCGGGAGUGCUGCGUUCAUCGCCUUCUUCUCGUAUACUCAACAGACGACGCCUCAUGCGUCCUUGGAGAUCCACCACAGGAUGUUGUCGGCGGUGGCCUAUGCAUCUCCUACAACUCUUCGAAACACGAAGCCCGAAAAGUUGAUCAAUCGCUUCUCUGGCGACAUGAAUGCAAUCGAUUUUGCAUUCCCUCUGGCCAUCCUCGAUUUUACUAUCACCGCCGCGUAUGUCGUUGGCGCCAUGAUCCUCGUUUUUCUGGCCGUCCCCUGGCUCGCAGUUUCGCUCCCCGUUCUUUGUGCCGUAUACUGGCUUUUGCAGAGCUUUUACCUUGCCACGUCCCGUCAACUGCAAGGUCUCGAAAUGGCCGCCAAAGCGCCUUUGGUCAGCACCUUCAGCACGACCUUCAGUGGUUUGGAGACUAUACGUGCGUACGGGACGGAGAAGUUCACCCUGGCCGAAGGCAGACGCCAUCUCGCCUCCAGCCAGGCGCCGGUGUAUUUCCGAUACGCUGGUAUCCGUUUCCUACGCACUGCGCUGAACGGGAUGACACUCUUCAUCGCCGUAGCGGUGGCCACACUUGCCGUCGCCCUGCGCAACUCGACGUCCGCAGGAUUUCUUGGUGUUGCACUCAGCCAAAUCGUCGGGCUCUCCACCAGUAUUUCAAAUUUGUUGCUCUCAUGGUCCCGCGUGGAGAACGGCGUGGUCUCUGUUGGACGCAUACAAGACUCUACGGCGAUGACGACCGAACGGUUUUCGUCGGAGCUGAGCCCGGCGCCAGGAAACGAGUCCGAGUUCAUGGUGAGGGGAGACAUCGAGUUUCGGAACGUCUCCCUCGCUUAUGGACCUGGUCUGAAACCUGCCCUGCGUGACGUGUCGUUUGCGGUCCGCGGUGGAAGCAAGAUAGCAUUGUGCGGACGAACGGGGAGCGGAAAAUCGAGCGUGCUCUUGGCGUUACUGUCAGGAGUGGACAAGAAUCUUAUCCAAGGUGAAAUCUUGGUGGAUGGUGUGGACGUUAACGAUGUGCCGUUUUCGCGUCUUCGGUCCUCUAUGAGUGUGAUCUUCCAGGACCCAUUACUUCUCGGGGUGUCUGUUCGCGAAAACCUGACCCUGCGCGCUCUCGCGAACCAGAUUGAUCCACCCUCGGAGGGGGAGUUAUGGAACGCUCUCAGCCGCGUUGGUCUCGCUGACGUCGUUCGGAAGUUGGAUGACGGGCUCGAUACUGUCGUUGACGACGAGCACGUGCAACUGUCGCGAGGAGAGCGUCAAUUAUUGUGCCUCGCGCGGGUUUUGCUCGAAAAACGGAACAUUAUCAUCUUUGACGAAGUGUCUUCGAGCAUGGACUCGCAUACUGAGGCACGGCUGCAUUUGGUCCUCUCCACGGACCUGAAGCACUGCACGGUCAUUUCCAUUGUACAUCGAAUAUCUUCCGUCUUGGACUUUGACAAGGUUUUGGUGCUGGACGAUGGCGUUGUGGUGGAGGAUGGCAGACCGAAGGAUUUGCUCCAGAGUGAAUCGAGAUUCAGGGAGCUCGCUAGAGCGCAAGAUCUGAAAGAUUGAAGCAAUUGUGUAUUUCAAGAGGAUAUAGAAUCCUCUCAUAAUCAAGCAAGAAUGUCAUCGAGAACGUCGUGUGUUCCCAGCCAGGCUGAGAGAGGGAAAACGAGGACGAACGAUGGUUAGUCGCUUCGUGGCCCGCAACAGGACGUAAACAGCAACGCGCUGCCGGAUUCCACAAGCAUGAGCCUUUCACAUGCCCAACGCCCAUUCCCGAUGGCGGCGUCACAGCGGAAGAACCGGUGGAGGAAGAAGGGCAUACCCCGGACCGCCACCCAUGCAUGGGUAUAUGAGAUGUAGAUGAGAUAGU
Molecule: messenger RNA, 4815 nt
Organism: Punctularia strigosozonata HHB-11173 SS5
Lineage: Eukaryota; Fungi; Basidiomycota; Agaricomycetes; Corticiales; Punctulariaceae
Product: P-loop containing nucleoside triphosphate hydrolase protein
Exons: 30
Coding region: 48-4511 (1487 amino acids)
Biological process (GO): transmembrane transport
Cellular component (GO): membrane
Molecular function (GO): ABC-type transporter activity; ATP binding; ATP hydrolysis activity
Source: RefSeq, a predicted model, not a curated record